Anolis sagrei ordinatus is the source of this 3911-nucleotide messenger RNA. NCBI's taxonomy places the organism in Eukaryota, Metazoa, Chordata, Lepidosauria, Squamata, Anolidae. The record is from RefSeq and is a predicted model, not a curated record.
CCCUCCCGUCCAAGUUUCGAGGCGGGGCUUGGCCUUGCCGGAAGCGAGCGUCUCUAUGGUGACGGCGGCCGGAACCGGAAGUGGACCCUAAAGGGACAAGAGAGGAGAGCUGAGGGAAGCAAGAUGGAGAUGAAGCGGCUGAGCGUCUCGCUGGUGGCGCUCCUCUUCCUCGUCCUGGCCCUGCAGAUCUUGUCGGCCAUUGAUUUCGACCCCUACCGGAUCCUGGGGGUCAGCCGGACGGCCAGCCAGGCCGAGAUCAAGAAGGCCUACAAGAAGCUCGCCCGGGAAUGGCAUCCCGACAAAAACAAGGACCCUGGAGCGGAAGAUAAGUUCAUCCAGAUUAGCAAAGCGUACGAGAUCCUGUCCAACGAGGAGAAGCGACUGAGCUUUGACCGCUACGGGGACGUGGGCGAGGGUCCGGGUUCUGCGCAGUCCCCGCACCAGCCUCCGCCCCGCCACUUCCACCACUUCCACGACAGCUUCUACUUCGACGAGUCCUUCUUCCACUUCCCCUUCAACGCAGAGCGGCGGGAGUCCUCCUCCGACGAGAAGCACCUGCUCCACUUGGCCCUCUACGCCAACGAGGUGGUGCCCGACAGCUUCCACAAGCCCUACCUCAUCAAGAUCACCUCCGACUGGUGCUUCAGCUGCAUCCACAUCGAGCCCGUCUGGAAGGAGGCCGUCCAGGAGCUGGAGGCGCUCGGUGUGGGGAUCGGGGUGGUGCAUGCUGGGUACGAGCGGCGCCUGGCGCACCACCUGGGGGCCCACAGCACCCCCUCCAUCCUAGGAGUCAUCAAUGGGAAGGUGACUUUCUUCCACAAUGCUGUUGUGCGGGAGAAUCUGCGGCAAUUUGUGGAGAGCCUGCUCCCGGGGAACCUGGUCGAGAAGAUUACAGAUAAGAACUAUGCCCAGUUCCUAUCCAACUGGAAAAAGGAGAACAAGCCCCACGUCCUUCUGUUUGACCACAUGCCCCUCGUGCCGCUGCUGUACAAGCUGACGGCCUUUGCCUACCGGGAGUACCUGUCCUUCGGCUACGUCUCGGUGGGCCUCCGGGGGACAGAGGACCUCUCCAGCCAGUACAACAUCAACGUCUACACGCCCACCAUGAUGGUCUUCAAGGAGAAUGUGGAGAAGCCCUCCGACGUCAUCCAGGCCCGGGCCAUGAAGAAGCAGCUCAUCGACGACUUCCUGUCCCAGAACAAGUUCCUGAUGGCGGCCCGCCUCACCAGCCAGAAGCUCUUCCAGGAGCUGUGCCCCUCCAAGAAGUCCCACCGGCAGCGCAAGUACUGCGUGGUGCUGAUCACGGGCGAGGGGCAGAAGUACGAGGCCGGCUACGAAGCCUUCUUGGCCUUUGCCCUGGCCAACACCAAGGACACCCUGAGGUUUGUCCACAUCUACAGCAACUACCAGCAGCAGUUUGUCCACACCUUGCUCCCCAACCAGGAGGGACUCUGGGGGAAGUCGGCGGUGGUCAUCCUGGAGCGGCGCAACGACGUCGGGAGGGUGGCCUACAAGGCCCUGGAAGAUCCCUGGCUCGGAAGUGAAGACGAUCACUUCCUGCUUCUGGAUCUGUUGGGUCAGCUGCGGACAGAGCCGGGCUUCCUCUCUGGCGACGCCGUCCUGAUGGACCUGAACGACGAACUCGCACCCGUUUUCUUCCUGCGAUGGAUCUAUUCCAGCGUUGACUACUUCUCCGACUGCUGGGACAGUCUCUUCCACAGCAACUGGAGAGAAAUGAUGCCUCUCUUGUCCUUGAUUUUCUCGGCCCUCUUCAUCCUCUUCGGGACGGUCAUCGUUCAGGCUUUCAGCGACUCGAGUGACGAGCGGGAUUCUCCUCCGCCCAAGAAGGAAGAGGGUCCUUCCAAGAGCGAGAGGAACGACACCGGUGUCCACAAAGAGAGCAGGAUGCCCAAGAAGGGCUUUGUGGAGGUGACGGAGCUGACGGACAUCACCUACACCAGCAACCUGGUGCGCCUGAGGCCCGGGCACAUGAACGUGGUGCUGGUCCUCUCCAACGCCACCAAGACCCCUCUGCUCCAGAAGUUCGCCCUCGAAGUCUACUCCUUCACCGGGAGCAGCACCCUGCACUUCUCCUUCCUCAACCUGGACAAGCACCGCGAGUGGCUGGAGACGGUGUUGGAGUUCGCCCAGGACGCGGCCCCCAUCCCCAACCAGUACGACAAGCACUUCCUGGAGCGGGACUACGCCGGCCACGUCCUGGCCCUCAACGGCCACAAGAAGUACUUCUGCCUCUUCAAGCCGCGCCGCGGGGAGGAGGGCAGCACUGUCGGCGGCACAGAGCCCCGUCCCGGGGAGGAGGAGCAACCCGACCGGGGCAAGGCGUCCUCUUCCUCCUCCAGCCCGCAGGCCCGGCUCGCCAAGCGGAAACUCAACCGACUUGCCUUGUGGAUGGAGCGGCUCUUAGAGGGCUCCUUGCAGAGGUUCUACCUCCCUUCUUGGCCAGCGCUAGACUGAAGCAUCCAUCGGACGGAUUUAUCGUCGGGCCGACGAGCAAACGGAUAUUUGCUCUCGUCGCGUCCCGGUUUUCGUCCUUUUUAGACAGCUCUAUCGUCGGACUGACGGGCAAAUGGAUACUCGCACUCGUCGCGUUCCGGUUUUCAUCCUUUUUAGACAGCUCUAUUGUCGGGCCAACGAGGAAACAGAUACUAGCUCUCGUUGCGUCCCAAUUUUGGUCCUGUCGAAAAAGGGGCGGUAGCUUUUCAGACAGUUCUAUCAUCGGACCGACGAGCAAAUGGAUACUCGCUCUCGUCACGUCCUGGUUUUCGUCCUUUUUAGACAGCUCUAUCAUUGGGCCGACAAACAAACAGAUACUCGCUCUCGUCGCAUCCCAGUUUUCGUCCUUUUUAGACAGCUCUAUCGUCGGACCAACAGGCAAACGGAUACUCGCUCUCGUUGCAUCCCAAUUUUGGUCCUGUCGAAAAUGGGGCGGUAGAGCUUUUCAGACAGCUCUAUCGUCGGACCGACGAGCAAACGGAUACUCACUCUCGUCUCGUUCCGGUUUUCGUCCUUUUUAGACAGCUCUAUCGUUGGACCGACGGGCAAAAGGAUACUCGCUCUUGUUGCAUCCCAAUUUUCGUCCUGUCCGAAAAGGGGUCGUAGCUUUUUAGAAAGCUCUAUUGUCAGACUGAUGAGCAAACGGAUACUCGCUCUCGUCGCAUCCCGGUCUUCGUCCUUUUUAGACAGCUCUAUCGUUGGACCGACGAGCAAACGGAUACUCGCUCUCGUCGCAUCCCGGUCUUCGUCCUUUUUAGACAGCUCUAUCGUCGGACCGACGGGCAGACGGAUACUCGCUCUCGUCGCGUCCCGGUUUUCAUCCUUUUUAGACAGCUCUGUCGUCGGACCGACGAGUAAACGGAUCUCCGCUCUCAUCGCCUCCUGCCAUCUUCGUGUCGUUGUUUUCUGGGGUGUUUUUCUCACCCUCGUUGCUGCUACCGCAGAACAAUUUUGCGUGGAUUUUAGUUUCGUCCUCUUUUCUUCUGUCUCAGUUCUGUUUGACUCGGAGUUUGGGCAUCUCUUCCCUCGCAUGAAAACCAACCCAUUUCUCGAGACGGCUUAAUAUAAGAGAUGUUUCUCCGCUUUAGCGAAGGGCCUCCUUCGGUGGAUUGCGAGGCCACAAUCCCUCCCACGAAUGCAAUAAAUCCACAUUUUUGGGGAAACCCAAGCCAGCGAAACUCUCCAUUAAGAUGUGUGCGUCCUUUACUUCUAUUUUGGAGCCAUACAAAGCUGCUACGAGCCAAUCAAAAGAAGAGGAAAAACUUUUUAAAAAUUACCCUUCUUAACCUCCGUCCAGAAACUGCCCGUUACGGAUCUUGCGGGCGACGACGAGCCAAAAUGCGCGGUUUUCCUCCUGCCGAAUAUUUUUCCCUUCCGAAUGUAAGCCUUUUUUUUUU